AUGGAGCAGAGGAAAGUAACCUUCAAAUGGAUUAAGUUGUAUAAGGCAAAGCUGAAAGAGAGGGAAGAGGCUCGACAAAAGUCUAUUGAUCGCUUAAAGAAGCGAUAUCAAGAAGAAGAUGCAAGAAAAAGAACUAGACAAAUACAGUUGUGUUCGAAGGUUUCACCUUCUAGCAAGAAACGAAGCUAUUGGGGCGAAUUGGUACAGCAUUUAUGUGAAAAAGCUGUAAUUCAUCAAGAAAUCGUAGAGUUCUUACCCGGUCAUCCUAGUAAUGCUUCUUACGCUGCUUUCGUUGUGAAGAAUUUAGCUGCCAUGAAAAGAAGUAAGGCUGUGAUCAAGAAUCAUAGUGUUUUGUCCAAACCGAAGUCCGUUACUGCUUCGUCGUUGCCAUCAUGGAACAAAACGAUCGAGCCAUUUCGAAGGAGAUUCUGA
Messenger RNA from Salvia splendens (bonfire salvia), 432 nucleotides. RefSeq lists its product as uncharacterized. The record is from RefSeq and is a predicted model, not a curated record. The transcript is spliced from 5 exons. NCBI's taxonomy places the organism in Eukaryota, Viridiplantae, Streptophyta, Magnoliopsida, Lamiales, Lamiaceae. The coding region runs from base 1 to 432 and encodes 143 amino acids.